Molecule: messenger RNA, 1739 nt
Organism: Rhodamnia argentea
Lineage: Eukaryota; Viridiplantae; Streptophyta; Magnoliopsida; Myrtales; Myrtaceae
Product: probable folate-biopterin transporter 6
Exons: 3
Coding region: 68-1630 (520 amino acids)
Cellular component (GO): membrane
Source: RefSeq, a predicted model, not a curated record
CACAUGCACCAAUAUCUAGGAGUCUCCAUCUCUCUCUCUCUCUCUCUCUCUCUCAAACCUGCGCAAAAUGGGCUCUCUAGAAACCGAGAAACUGGUCCAAGACUCCCUCUCCGACCACCACAAGCCUCCACCGCCACCGUCUGCCGCCACCGCUUUCCAACCGAAAGCUUCCAACAACAACCUCUUCGCGCUCCUCCUGGAGCCCAUCCAAUGGCUCCAGAUGCUAUCUGCCAACCUCAACCCGACCUUCGUCCUCGGCGUCUUCAUCGUGUACGGCCUCAACCAGGGCUUCGCCGGCUCCUUCUUCAAGGUCGUCUCCGACUUCUACUGGAAGGACGUCCAGCGAGUCAAUCCCUCCUCCGUCCAGCUCUACAGCGGCCUCUACUACAUCCCCUGGGUCAUGAAGCCCCUCUGGGGCCUCCUCACCGACGUCUUCCCCGUGAUGGGCUACCGCCGGAGGCCCUACUUCGUCGCCGCAGGGGUCCUCGGGGCGGCCUCGGCGACGGCGGUGGCGGCCGGGGGGAGGCUGCCGGUGCCUGAGGCGCUGGCGUUCCUAGUGGGGCUGACGGCCGCCGUGGCCAUCGCCGACGUGACGAUCGACGCGUGCGUGGCCCGCAACAGCAUCGAGAUGGCGGUGCUUGCGCCGGACAUGCAGAGCCUCUGCGGGCUGUGCUCGUCGGCCGGAGCGCUGAUCGGGUACUCCACCAGCGGCUUCUUCGUUCACCAUAUCGGAGCUCAGGGAGCUCUGGGGAUAUUAGCAAUCCCAUCAGCUUUGUUGAUAGUUCUUGGCUUCAUAAUUCAUGAAUCGAGAACAGACGAUCUACAUUCCGAGAAAAAGAAAAAGGCGAUGGACAAAAUCGGAGCAGCAACGAGAGGCAUGUACGAAACAAUAAGACUUCCCCAAGUAUGGAAGCCGUCUCUCUACAUGUACCUAUCUUUCUCUCUCAACAUAAGCACGCACGAAGGCCAGUUCUACUGGUACACCAAUCCAGAAGCUGGCCCCGCCUUCUCUCAGGAGUUCGUCGGCAUGGUCUACGCCGUCGGCGCGCUCGCCUCCAUGGUCGGCGUCCUCAUCUACCAGAAAACCCUCAAGGACUGCUCGUUCCGGAAGCUCCUCUUCUUCGCGCAGCUCCUGUACGGCGCCACGGGGAUGCUCGACCUCAUCUUCGUCCUGAGGUGGAACCUGGCGCUCGGGGUGCCCGACUCGUUCUUCGUCAUCGCGGAGGAGUGCGUGUCGCGGGUCGUGAGCAGGAUCAGGUGGAUGCCGAUGAUCGUGCUGAGCACCAAGCUCUGCCCCCUGGGGAUCGAAGGGACGUUCUUCGCGCUGCUCAUGUGCAUCGACAGCCUAGGGUUCCUGAGCUCCAAGAUGGGGGGAGGGCUGGUCCUUCACCUGAUGCACGUCACGAGGACGGACUUCAGGAACUUGUGGCUGGCCCUCUUGGUGAGGAACGCGCUGAGGCUGGCCACGCUGGGCCUGAUCUUUCUGGUCCCGGAGGGGGAGCAAUCCGACGUCAUCGUCACUUCCGGCGGGUUGACCAACAAGAAUGGAAGCACCGAGGACGGCGGUGGCGACGAAGAAGAAGGGUUGCAACUUGUUCCCGCGAGCGAGAAAAGCGAGGUUCAACACUAAUUAAUUUUUGUACAGAGAUUAAGGCAUCUAUGAACACUAAUUGAUAUAUUACAAUUUUUCUGGUGCAUAUCAAAUACGAUGAAAGGCCCUCUCUCGUUUAUCGAACUCU